This is a messenger RNA of Asterias rubens (European starfish), 2727 nucleotides long. Its product is annotated as E3 ubiquitin-protein ligase TRIM33-like. Bases 197 to 2218 code for a protein of 673 amino acids. The transcript is spliced from 2 exons. The record is from RefSeq and is a predicted model, not a curated record. Gene Ontology annotation, molecular function: zinc ion binding. Lineage: Eukaryota; Metazoa; Echinodermata; Asteroidea; Forcipulatida; Asteriidae.
ACAAUUCACAACAAAGUUCCAGUACAGAGGUAGAUGCAUGGAUGAAUAACGGGAAUUUUUGGGGUGAGAAAUCCAGACAUGAGAAAUUCUCCAAGCCAACGGCCGUACACAUCAACUUAUUGCACUGCAAAUGUUAAGCACAAACAUUCAAUCCAGGACGAUUGUCUAAGAGAGCAACAACUUGAAUUCUACCAAGAUGGAUAUUGCCAGUACAAGCUCCGCAUCAACUGAAUGUCUUGAGGUUGUCCAAGUCAAGAAAGAGUUUAAAGACACAGAAGCAAAGGAUGUUCCACUACCAGAGGAUAUGGAUGAUUUGACUGAUAUCACAUGCCCUCUUUGUCAAGAUUACUUCCAUGAGCCGAAGAUACUGGACUGUCUUCACACUGUUUGCAGACCGUGUCUGGAAAAAGGCGUGUCAAAAAAAGAGGAUGGUUUCAAAGCAGUCCUCUGUCCCGUUUGUGAUGUCGAAACGAGAGCUCUGAAUGGCUUGACAGGGCUGAUGAACAACAACACCUUAAGAGGCCUGGUGGAGGAGGCAGUCCUCAAGGAUAAGAUCUCUGGCGACGUGUCUAAGAUUAGAUGUCAAGGAUGCGUAGAGGAUAACACCGCCGUCUCAAGAUGCAUGGACUGUGAUAACUUUCUGUGCCUUGAGUGUCAGAAUGCUCACCAGCGUUUGAUAGCCCUGAAGAACAAUAAUAUCGUACCCAUGGCAGACCUGAAGUCCGGCAAGAUCACCUUCAAGAGCAAGCUGAGAGAUCAAAAUCCAAAGUGUAGCAAGCACAGCGAUCAGAACUGCUGCUUCUUCUGUAUCACCUGUGAGAUGCUGAUAUGCACGACGUGCACUGUGCUUGACCACUGCAAGCCGGACCACAUCUACACUGACAUUACGGGUGCUAUAGACUGUUGCAGAUCAGAAGUUGGGAGUUUAAUGACCCAAGCAGAAAGAUCCAGAGAGUCUUUCCAAGAUGCCGAGACUCUGACCAAACACGCACAGAGCAGGCUGGAGCAGCUGAACAGUAACGCCCAGAGGAAAAUCUCGGCCAAAGCUGAUCAGGAAGUCGCCAAAAUCAGAAACAAGGAAAGCCAGCUGAGAGAGGCGCUUCAGUUAGUUCACCACCAAAGAGUCAUAGCACUGGGAAAGGUAAGAAUCAACAACAGCAAAAAGGUCAAGAUGGCAAAACAAAACCUUAAAAAGAUUGGCAAAAUUAUGUCACGGGCAAGCCACUCUGAGAUUUUGAGCCUUAAAUCCAAAAUUAAGCAUCAUUUGAAAGAUUUGAACAGCACAAGACGUGACUCUGUGCCAUAUGGCUUAUCAUAUGUCAACUUCAAAGAAAGCAAGUCUAACGAAAGCCUGGGAAAGUUUCAGAUGACUGAGAAAUGGGACUUGAAAUCAAAGGUUUGUGAAGAGAAUGAAAACACCAACCAGUUUGAUGAUUUGAUCCAUGUCGCGGCUUUUCCAAGUGGAAACCUCCUGAUCUUUAACAGACGUCGUAACCAAUUAAUGGUUUACAGUCCUGCUGGUGAGCAAAUGAAGAUCCUACCAGAUGAAGUAGGCCCCCUAAACAUCUCCACUGCGAUCGCCGUUGUUUCAGAAGACAGAAUUGUUGUCACUUCUAACGGCGCAGAGAAGAGAAGUGUCAAGAUGUUCGGUCCAGAAAACAUCGUCCUCUUUGAUGUUACACCAUGGGCGGAUUCGGGAAAACUUGCCUGCCUCACUGUGGUUGAAGGGAUUCAAGGGCAAGAGAUUGCAGUUCCCUUCAAGAUUGCAGUAGGCGACAGAGGAAAAGGUCGAAUUGGCCUUCUAGAUGAUGCUGGGUCUCUGCUAAAGACCAUACCGGCCGACCACAUCGGCCAGUAUCUGACCUUCAACAGGGCCACUCAACACCUGAUCUACACCAACUAUGAAAUGGGGAGACUGGUCGCCGUUGACCUCGACAGCAACAUAGUCUUCUCUGUUGAAACGUCAGACAUGAGCGGAAACCAGGUCUUCCCAACGGGGGUCUGCUGUGACGACCAGGGGGAGAUCUAUGUGGCAGCUCAGAAAAGUAAGUGUAAAAGAGGCAAGGAUGAGAUCUACCAUUACACCCCCGGGGGUAUUUUUGCCAAUACGGAGGUCAAGGAACUGUUUGACGCUCAUGGAAUCACCUUUAACAUUGACGAUUCUCUUGUGGUAGCUGAUUGCCGCUCUUUGAAAAUCUUCCAUCACAAAGAAAAUUGAAGGCCAUGACAAGAAAGGCAAUAUCCUGUAUUUUUGACUGCAUGAGGGCGCUCUCAUACUAUUGUUAUCACUUCAUUUAGGCCGUGUGCGAAACGACGAAUUCGGCUACAGCUACGUCUAGAUCCGCGCGUCAGUGUUGAAGAAUAGGCAGACACGCGCGAUCUAGCCGUAGCUGUAGCCGAAGUUGCCGUUUCGGACACGGCCUUAUAUUCAUUUAUACCCCAAAAUUGACUAUUGAAGACUGGAACACAUAACCACCACAGACAUCACAUCCAUCAUGGACAAAAAGAUAUAUUAUUGGAUGCCAUGUUACAAUCCUGUACAUUUUUAGUAAUUGGUUUUUCCUCUAAAUGACAAAGAUUUACUUGGAUGUUAUAUAAAACCCACAAAAUCAAUAAUAAAUGUUUUGCAUUCAUGCAAUGGAGAGAACACUUUCAUUUGUUGAAAGAUGAAACGUUCCAUUCAACUCAUGAAAAUAUUCUCACCAAUAAACUCAUACACAAUCAUUA